Pogonomyrmex barbatus (red harvester ant) is the source of this 1337-nucleotide messenger RNA. RefSeq names its product hsp70-binding protein 1. Gene Ontology annotation, molecular function: adenyl-nucleotide exchange factor activity. Gene Ontology annotation, cellular component: endoplasmic reticulum. The record is from RefSeq and is a predicted model, not a curated record. Lineage: Eukaryota; Metazoa; Arthropoda; Insecta; Hymenoptera; Formicidae.
GUCAUCUUGAAUAUCAAGAAAUUCAUGACGUUGAGUAUAUGUACGUAAAUAUCAGAUCCCAUAAAAAGAAAUGCUGCGAUUCAAGAUAAGUAGUUGAGGCUUGAUCGUAAAGAGAUUGUUCUUAGACGGUGUUAUCCAAUUAAUGGGCGCAUCGUUCGCAAAACAACAUAACGUCAACAUGAGCAGUUCUGAGAAUAAAGAAUCAAAGAAGGAUGCCAAGCAAGGUCAGUCAAGCAAGGGCAGCAGUGCGAGACCGUUGUCUAUCGAAGGUCCCUCAACCUCUAGUAAUGUCAAUCAAACUCCGUUGCAACCAUUAUCAAAUCAACCAAGACAACCAACAAACUUGCAAGGAUUGCUCAAGUACGCCAUGGAUGCGGCACAAUCUGAAGAUAUGGAAAAUAAAUCGGUCUAUCCUUUGGAUGAAGAAAAAAAGACAUUUUUGAAUGCGGCGUUGUCAUCAUUAACGGUGAACGUAAUAGAAGAAUUACACAAAGCUUUACAGAUCUUGUCUAAUGUUGUCAAUUUACGAGCAGACGAUGAUUCGUCAGAAUAUGAGAAUACUUUAGAGAGAAUGGCAGAUUUUGUAGACAAUAUCGACAUAGCCAAUGAUUUUUAUAAAAUUGGAGGUUUCUCAGUAUUUCAACCAUGCUUGAAUUCUUCACAUAGUAAUAUCAGAUGGCGUAUAGCCGAUAUCAUUGCUGAAUUAGCACAAAAUAAUCCAUUUUGUCAAGAUAAACUACUAGAAGCUGGAGUAUUCCCAGUGUUAUUAUCUAUGAUCGAUACAGAUCCAUCAGAACAAGCCAGGAUAAAAGCUCUGUAUGCGGUAUCGUGUAUAGUCAGAGGACAUCCAGCAUCAUUAAAAUAUAUGAAUGCAAACGAUGGUUACUCAGUGCUUUUACGAGCAAUGCAAAGUCCGGUGGAAAAGUUACAGAUAAAAUCCGCAUUCUUGCUUUCGAGCUUAUGUAGUAAGAAUGAUUCAAAUGAUGUAAAAUCUACAUUGAUAAAAAUGGGAUUCAUAGAGCAAGCAGCAGGAUUGUUGGGUAGAAUGAACUUGCAGCCGGCAGUCAGGGAGCAAUUGUUGAGAGUGUUGAGUGGUAUGGUGAACGAUAACUUUUUGCCAGCAUUACAAGAGUGUCGCCGAUCACAGUUAUGUUUAAGAUCCACCUUGGAGCAAUUGUUGACAGAAUUAAAACCAAUGGAAAAUCAGGAUGAGAUCGAUAUGUGCUCCGAUCUUUUGGACAAAGUGUUUUCCGAGCCUGAUAUGAAUCAAGAGAGAUAACAAACUUGUACCUAAAAUCUUUUUUAUAAAUAAAGCAUGUAGCAUUAGUUUAUAAUGU